AUGAAGAUUCUCGUGCUCAUUCUAUUUGUGGCUCUAUAUGUGAGCGCUGACCUCCUCGACUACAAACCGUCUAUGUUCGUCAAAAACUUCAAAGGUCUCAUUAACGAGCAGAUGACCUUUAAAAUGAAAAAAUUAAUGGAACGCAUGAAGGAGGCUUUCUACAGCAACAUGGCCACAUUUCGUGAAAGGUUGAGCAGAUACAAAGAAAGAAUAUUGAAGAAGCUUACUUUGACACCAGAGCAUCGGAAAGAGUUUCUUGAAAGACUAAAGUUGUUUAAAAGAAGAACUGUUGACAAGGUGGAACCAAGGGGAGACUCAAUAGCAGAAAUUAACAUGAGAAGCGAAAAUGCAGGCGAACUCUUCCAAGGAGAUAUUAUUCUUUCGAGGGAGCAACAAGAUCAAAUUACCGCAGAUAUAAGCGGGGCCCGUUCUAAACGACAGGCGUACCAUGACAAGGACUACCCAGGUCACAGAUGGUCAAAGGGGGUUCCUUACGUUACAUACUUGAGUGAAAAGGCCAAAAACGUCUUCAAAAAAGCGGCUCAAUUGUGGAUGGACGACACGUGCAUUGACUUCAAAGAGUACCCCGAUCCAAUGGAUCCAAAGUCGAAGGGUCACUACCCACGUGGGCUCAUCCACUGUUUUUGA
Messenger RNA from Ostertagia ostertagi, 648 nucleotides. Lineage: Eukaryota; Metazoa; Nematoda; Chromadorea; Rhabditida; Trichostrongylidae. The record is from the annotation of a GenBank genome assembly.